Cryphonectria parasitica EP155 is the source of this 2187-nucleotide messenger RNA. RefSeq lists its product as uncharacterized. The coding region runs from base 1 to 1662 and encodes 553 amino acids. Gene Ontology annotation, cellular component: plasma membrane; NADPH oxidase complex. The record is from RefSeq and is a predicted model, not a curated record. Gene Ontology annotation, molecular function: superoxide-generating NAD(P)H oxidase activity. Gene Ontology annotation, biological process: superoxide anion generation; defense response. The transcript has 5 exons. Lineage: Eukaryota; Fungi; Ascomycota; Sordariomycetes; Diaporthales; Cryphonectriaceae.
AUGGGUUACCGCGAGACGGUGGUCAAGCAGUUCACUGCUUCAAAACUCUUCUUCAACUCUGUGUUCUGGGGAAUUCACUUCUUCCUUUUCGGAUUUGGAUGGUACAAGCAAGAAAGUGAUCCACGUUUAGCGGCUUUGAACGCGCUCCAGUACUCCGUGUGGAUCUCACGAGGUGCAGGUCUGGUGUUGACCUUCGACACACUGUUCAUCUUAUUACCAGUAUGUCGGACACUGGUGAGAUGGCUUCGACCGAAGAUCAGGUGGGUGCCACUUGAUGAGAACCUAUGGUUUCAUCGUCAGGUUGCAUACGCCAUGCUGUUCUUCACCAUCUGCCACGUCACUGCCCACUACGUCAACUUCUUCAACGUCGAGAGAACACAAGUCCGGCCCGAGCUUGCAUUACAGAUCCACUACGCUCAGCCUGGUGGCAUCACUGGCCACAUCAUGCUCCUCUGCAUGCUGCUGAUGUAUACGACUGCUCACCACAGGAUCCGGCAGCAAUCCUUUGAAACUUUCUGGUACACCCAUCACCUCUUCAUCCCUUUCCUCUUGGGCAUGUACACCCACGCCGUCGGCUGCUUCGUCCGCGACUCGACCAACGCCUAUUCGCCUUUUGCUGGCGAGAUCUUCUGGGAGCACUGCAUUGGUUACCAAGGUUGGCGAUGGGAGCUUUUCGGUGGUGCCAUCUACUUGACUGAGCGUCUGUAUCGCGAGAUCCGGGCUCGUCGGUCCACGAAGAUCACUCGCGUUGUCCGCCACCCUUACGAUGUGGUUGAGGUUCAGUUCUCCAAGCCCUCUUUCAAGUACAAGGCUGGACAGUGGCUGUUCAUCAAGGUCCCCUCGGUCUCCGGUUACCAGUGGCAUCCGUUCACCAUCACAUCUUGCCCAUACGACCCCUACGUCUCGAUCCACGUCCGUCAGGUUGGCGACUUCACCCGCGCCCUGGGUGAUGCUGUUGGAGCUGGAUCAGCCCAGGCCAAGCUGUACGAGGGCGUGGACCCUAUGGGCAUGUACGAGGUCGCACUGCAAAAUGGUCAACACAUGCCCGCCAUCCAGAUCGACGGACCGUAUGGUGCUCCCGCGGAGGACGUGUUCGAGAACGAGAUCGCCGUCCUGAUCGGUACUGGUAUCGGUGUGACUCCGUGGGCCUCCAUUCUGAAGAAUAUCUGGCAUCUGCGCAACAGCCCGAACCCGCCCGCCCGCCUUCGCCGUGUCGAGUUCCUUUGGGUCUGCAAGGACACGAGCUCCUUCGAGUGGUUUCAGACACUGCUGUCCUCGCUCGAGGAGCAGAGUACUCAGGCCGCCCGUGUUCCUGGUGGUUCGGGUGUCGAGUUCCUCAAGAUCCACACCUACCUCACCCAGAAACUCGACAUGGACACUACCAACAACAUUGUUCUCAACUCCGUUGGCGCCGAUCAUGAUCCUCUGACUGAGCUCAAGUCGCGCACGAACUUUGGUCGGCCCAACUUCUCCCACCUGUUCUCGACGAUGCGGGACGGUAUUCUGGACCGCACAUAUCUGAAUGGCUUGGAGAGCAGUAACAGGACGACAGUUGGUGUAUACUUCUGCGGUCCUUCGGCAGCUGCUCGCGACAUUAAGAAGGCAUGCAAGACCGCUACCGUGAGGGAAGUGAAGUUCCGCUUCUGGAAGGAGCACUUCUGAACGAUUUCACUUAUGUUUUCCUUUAUACGGCUCUAUUGUGUUAUACGCCCAUCAAGGGCCCAAGGGGUACGGGUUUUCUCAAGAUGAGGGAUGGGCGAGAGGGGUCCAAGCCUGCGACUACGUGCUGAUUCGAAGGAACGGCUCUGCGUUUUGCAGGGGGUACUUGUGACAUCACAGACGACGGCAGCCUACUGUGCAUGGCCUCGCACCGCUACAAGUGGCCGCACGGACGGAAGGGCAACGAUGAAGAGGGUGAGAGCCUCGGGAGGGUUCUGCAUCAAAGCGUAAUCACUUACGCAUGUCCCUCAGAUCGCUGGGAAGGAGAUCACCGGAGGUUAGCGCUGGUAUUAUGACAUUGUAAGGUCGGGGAAUAUCCUGUCAAUAUUGUCUGGCGUUCUCUUUUAUUUCUGCUUCAAGGCAAUAUUAGGACUUGUCUAGACUACAUUUAUCAUUCAUCAUUUCCUCAAACAUGCUCACCUAGGGCUUCCUUUGAGUCAAGAAUAUAUGAUCGCAACGUUCAAAUCC